Messenger RNA from Acipenser ruthenus (sterlet), 2555 nucleotides. RefSeq names its product tripartite motif-containing protein 16-like protein. The transcript has 2 exons. The record is from RefSeq and is a predicted model, not a curated record. Gene Ontology annotation, molecular function: protein binding. Lineage: Eukaryota; Metazoa; Chordata; Actinopteri; Acipenseriformes; Acipenseridae. Bases 1 to 582 code for a protein of 193 amino acids.
AUGAGCUGCUUAGUAAAUCGCACGCAGAAAUUCUACGAAGAACGGAGGCUUUGCAGUCAACUAACACUGGACCCCAACACAGCACAUAGAAACCUCUGUCUGUCUGAAGGGAACAGAAAGGUGAUACGGAGGGGAGAGAACCAGCCAUAUCCUGAUCAUCCAGAUAGAUUUGACACCUGGGCCCAAGUGCUUUGUAGAGAGGGUUUGUCUGGGACUCCCUGUUACUGGGAGAUUGAGUGGAGUGGGGGAGGGGCUUCUAUAGGAGUCGCAUAUAAAGGAAUCAGCAGAAAAAAACAAGGUAAAUCCUGUGGCCUCGGCUUUAAUGACAAGUCCUUGAGUUUGGAGUGCUCUGGCUCCAGUUAUACUGCCCGGCACAAUAAUAAGAAAACUGCAAUAACUGCCCCCCGCUUCCCCAGAAUAGGAGUGUAUCUGGACUUUAAUGCCGGCACUCUGUCAUUUUAUGGAGUCUCUGACACAAUGACCCUCCUGCACAAGUUCCAAACCACAUUCACUGAGCCGCUGUAUCCUGGGCUUCUGCUUUAUUGCCGUGAUUCCCCUGUAACAAUCUGCCAGCUGAACUAGACUGGUUUGUAUUUUAAGAAAACCUUUGUUUUGAGCUUCCUGUCUGUUCUCUGAACUCCUCAGGUGAAGGAAAUGUUCAGUCUAACAUUGUCCAUGUGGAUUCAUUGUGUAAAAUAAAGUAGUUAGUCUGGAAGAUCAAUAAAGUGUGACCUUCUUUUUCAGUUCACCACAUUCUUCUAUAUUUCAGCCUUUCAUGCUCUCUACUAUUCCAUGCUGGCAGUCCAGUUUGAUUACCUUCCUCAAAGGCAGUUUUAUCUGUUGUAAGAACACAAGCACAAUCCAAGCCUCUGAAAACUGCUUGUGAGUAAGAGGUUGCUCAAUUACACAUUCAAGCCCUGUUAUAGAUCACAGUGCAAAACAGACAUUAAACCGAGGAUAGCUGUUUUUCAAAAUGAUUUUGUGUUCUACUGAUCACACAUUUUACAGAGUGCCCCAUAAAGAUGCUUUUUCCAAUAUGGGUUAAUGAGGCAACAACCUUCUUCAAUAUUCCUGUUUGCUUAUCACUGGCCAGGUUGUUUCGAUCAGGAAAGAGACUCGGACACAAGGAAAGCUGCAGGUUAACGAGCUUCUGAGCACUUCAAUAAUAAAAUAAUAAUAAAAACAAAUAGGAAUAAUGGCCAAAACAAACGGUUGAAACAAAACUAUAUAUAUAUAUAUAUAUAUAUCAAAUAACCAGCUUCCCAACGUUUCAAAAUGUUGUCCAUAUCUUUCUCAAAGGAGCAGCAUGUAUUUGAAUCAAAACAUUGGAGGUAUUUAUAGGUGUUUGACAGCAUGACAAGUACUUGCUAUUGUUUAUAUUCAAAUCCAUGAUUUAUUCUUACAUGAUGUAAUGGUGUUCUAUAUUUUGUGACAUCAUUUUUACUUAUAUCUUUAAAUUUGUUUUAAUUCUAAUUAACAUUAUUUUAUAUAAACUUAUAUUUAUAUUAUCAUGCAAUGCUGGCUCUGAGGAUCAGCCUUGAUUUGGCCUCCCCAGCACAUCAGCAUUAUUAUUAUUAUUAUUUAUUUAUUAGCAGACGCCCUUAUCCAGGGCAACUUACAAUUGUUACAAGAUUAUUUUUCACAUUAUUUUUACAUACAAUUACCCAUUUAUACAGUUUGGGUUUUUACUGGAGCAAUCUAGGUAAAGUACCUUGCUCAAGGGUACAGCAGCAGUGUCCCCCACUGGGGAUUGAACCCACGACCCUCCGGUCAAGAGUCGUAACCACUACUUUACACUGCUGCCACUUUUGAAUGAAUUUUGUUUAUUUAUUUAUUUAAAUGUUAUAUAUUUAUUGGAGUUAAUUAGUUUAUUCUUUUCUGUUGAGUCCCGCUGGCAUAAUCGUCUUCAGUCUAUUGAUCCAUUUACUUUCUUUUAUUCUUCUAUAUGUCGCAUUGUCUAAUUUUAGCUGUUCUAAUACUACAAACUUUACAUCAUUUAUGUAAUGUCCUUGACUGGUGAAGUGCUGUACUAUUGGUUCAUUCAUUUUUUUAUUUUUUUAUGAAAGGUGGUUCUGAAUUCUUUUGUAUAAAGUUGUUCCAGUCUCUCCAACAUAUUAUUAUUAUUAUUAUUAUUAUUAUUAUUAUUAUUAUUAUUAUUAUUAUUUAUUUAUUUAUUUCUUAGCAGACGCCCUUAUCCAGGGCGACUUACAAUUGUUACAACAUGUUACAACAUAUUUUAUUUCAUCACAUUUUUCACAGGCUAUUCCAUAAACAACAUUGCUAUUUUUACAGUAGGUUUUAGUUUUUAGUGGAUAUGUGUUGUUCUUAUGUUUAAUUAUAUUUUUACUUUUGUCCAUGUAUUUACACACUUUACAUGUACUAGUGCAAGUAUUUGUAGAACCUACUCUGUCAGUUAUUCUUUUAUGUUUACUGUGAACUAAAAUAAAAUUUGUUAAUACGUUUCUUUGUUUUACAUAGUCACUUUCUUUAGAGAGCAUAUUCUUCAUAUUCUUAUUCCUAGACCCUUUGGGAUUGCCCUUUUAGUGUGUAUCGGA